GUCAGUAAGACGCUGACUGAAAAACGGGGAGCUGGACGCAGACACUCAGCAUCUGUACCAAACGAUGAAGAUUUUGCCGGAUUCUACUGAUUUUGCUUAGAAAUAAAGAAAAAGAGAACCGGCGGCCAUCAUGUAUGGUUUUGUGAAUCACGCCCUGGAGCUUCUCGUUUUGAGGAAUUACGGUCCGGAAGUGUGGGAAGACAUCAAGAGGGAGGCUCAGCUUGAUAUUGAGGGCCAGUUCCUCGUUAGAAUCAUAUAUGAGGAUGCCAAAACAUAUGAUCUUGUUGCGGCUGCAAGCAAAGUUCUCAAAGUUGAUGCAGGAGAGAUCUUGCAGAUGUUUGGCAAGAUGUUUUUUGAAUUUUGCCAGGAGUCAGGAUAUGACACCAUCUUGCGCGUGCUGGGUUCAAAUGUUCGUGAAUUCCUGCAGAAUUUGGAUGCUCUCCAUGAUCACCUGGGCACCAUUUAUCCCGGGAUGAGGGCUCCCUCAUUUCGCUGCACCGAUGCAGAAAAAGGAAACAACCUGAUUCUUCACUAUUACUCAGAGAGAGAAGGCCUGCAAGACAUUGUGAUUGGCAUCAUUAAAACUGUUGCUCAGCAAAUCCAUGGAACAGAGAUAGAGAUGAAGAUGAUCCAACCGAAAAAUGAGGAGUGUGACCACAUCAAAUUUCUGAUUGAGGAGAAGGAGUCAGAGGAGGAGGCGUUCUACGAAGAUCUCGAUGGCUUUGAAGAGAACGGCACACAGGAGACUCGAAUCAGCCCAUAUACAUUUUGCAAGGCCUUCCCAUUCCACCUCAUGUUUGACAAGGACCUGAUGCUCACACAGUGCGGAAAUGCCAUUUACCGAGUCCUGCCACAGCUCCAGCCGGGCACCUGUAUCCUUCCUUCUGUGUUUUCUUUGGUACGUCCUCACAUUGACUUCAGCUUCCAUGGCAUCCUUUCCCACAUCAACACUGUCUUCGUUCUGCGUAGCAAGGAGGGCCUGCUGAAUGUGGAGACUGUAGAGAAUGAGGACGAGCUGACGGGGGUGGAGAUCAGCUGUCUGAGACUGAAAGGACAGAUGAUUUAUUUGCCAGAGGCUGAGAACAUCCUUUUUCUUUGCUCACCCAGUGUUAUGAACUUGGACGAUCUUACACGGAGAGGGCUCUACCUAAGUGACAUCCCACUACAUGAUGCGACACGUGACCUGGUGCUGCUGGGCGAACAGUUUCGCGAGGAGUACAAGCUGACCCAGGAGCUGGAAAUCUUGACAGAUCGCCUCCAGCACACACUCCGAGCUUUGGAGGAUGAAAAAAAAAAGACAGACAGAUUGCUCUAUUCUGUCCUGCCGCCGUCUGUUGCCAACGAGCUGCGACACAAACGCCCGGUGCCUGCAAAGCGCUAUGACAACGUGACCAUCCUCUUCAGUGGCAUUGUCGGUUUCAAUGCAUUCUGCAGCAAGCACGCCUCGGCCGAAGGGGCCAUCAAGAUCGUCAACCUGCUCAAUGAUGUUUACACACGUUUUGACAUCUUGACAGACUCUCGGAAGAAUCCUUAUGUAUACAAGGUGGAAACAGUCGGUGAUAAGUACAUGACGGUUAGUGGCCUGCCAGAGCCGUGCACACACCACGCAAAGUCGAUCUGCCACCUUGCUCUUGACAUGAUGGAGAUUGCUGGACAAGUAAAAGUGGAUGAUGAACCAGUGCAGAUUACUAUUGGGAUCCACACAGGAGAGGUGGUGACUGGGGUCAUUGGCCAGAGGAUGCCCAGAUAUUGCCUUUUUGGAAAUACGGUCAACCUCACAAGUCGUACAGAGACAACUGGUGAAAAGGGAAAAAUUAAUGUCUCUGAAUAUACAUACCGGUGUUUGCAGUCUGCUGAGAAUGCCGACCCUCAGUUUCAUUUGGAGUAUCGGGGCCCGGUCACCAUGAAAGGAAAGAAGGAGCCGAUGAAGGUGUGGUUUCUUUCCAGGAAGCCCACCGACACAGAGCCCACCACAGCUAAAGCUUAAGGAUCGUCCAGUGUGGCAUUAGUGUGGUUAUGUCUCGUGACAUUUUGAGACAGGGAUGAGAUGGAUCAGGUGACACAUAUGCAGAUAUUUUUAUUAUGAUGAAACACAGUUGUGUAUUUUUGAACCCCGGCUCUCUCUACAUGCCCAUGAUCUGCCAUUAUUUCACUACAUUUUGUAACUGUGCAGCAUUUCAUCAACAGCUUAGUGAUACAGUAUUUGGUGCAGUCAAGUUUCAUACAUUUGAUACAUACAAAGUAUUGUGUUAGACUGUACACUGAAGGUUUUAAUAAGCAAAACAAUUUACAUCUAUUGUAAUUUCUUUUAGUUGCCAUUUUUGCCUGGUGUGUUUGUGUAGUCUGAAGCGUGCCAAAAAAAAAGAGAAAAUUUAUAGUUUUAACUAGCCAGAAAUAAAUAAUUUCACUCAAAAAUUUUAAAUGCACUUGAAUUUAUCAUCAGUAUAUUAACUUUUAACAGUGAUAAUGACAAUUUUUAAACUUAGAGUCCAGUUUGACUAAUUAGUGUAAUGAAAAUGAUAUAGCUUGGUAUACAUUGAUAUCAUGUUUGUAUCCGUUGCGUGACUGCCCUUUUUGUGCUCCACAUUAUUGCUCACUGAAUGUGAGAAUUUAGGUUUACACUGAAUAUAUUACACUGGUUUCA
Molecule: messenger RNA, 2644 nt
Organism: Archocentrus centrarchus (flier cichlid)
Lineage: Eukaryota; Metazoa; Chordata; Actinopteri; Cichliformes; Cichlidae
Gene: gucy1b1
Product: guanylate cyclase 1 soluble subunit beta 1
Exons: 13
Coding region: 131-1987 (618 amino acids)
Biological process (GO): response to oxygen levels; cGMP biosynthetic process
Cellular component (GO): guanylate cyclase complex, soluble
Molecular function (GO): heme binding; guanylate cyclase activity
Source: RefSeq, a predicted model, not a curated record